CUCGAACCGAGUGUCGUCUUGGCUGGAGUUCCCCUGGAGUCCCUAGUCCCCUCUCUCUCCUCUUGCCUCCCCCCCCCCCCCCUGGCGAUGUACAGACCUUGCCUUACAGACCUUGAAGCACAACCGUAAUCUUCUUGAGGAGUCCUCGUCUCGGCCACGCCACGAGGCGAGAUGAGACGGACGACACCUUAUUAUCCUUACCGUACGCCGCCAUUCACGUCUCCUCCUCUUCCCCCCCUUUCUCUCCACCGCCUCUCCCUCGGUCGCCGCCCUGUCGUGUGUGUAACUCCCAUCACUCUUUAUCAUCAUCCUACUGGAUCCGCACGUCGAGUCAUUCAGAGUUGCACGGAAUCUCUACUGCGGCACCGUCGCUCAAUCGCCAAAUCCCCACCGAACGGCCCUUUGAUUGGUGUAUCCCAAACAGCCCCCAAGCCACCUCCCUCUCGUACCUCCCGACCUUUCCAGCCAGGUCCAGCACCAUCCACUGUGCUGUCCACAUACCUACCUAGGAGAGACACCGGGCGGGCAACGGUCAACAACCAUCCCGGUCUCGCAUAUCCACCUUGGUGUACAUAAGCUGUUCCGCACCACAAACGGGCCUGCCCACUUCUGCCCCUCGUUGCUUCAUCGGGCACCGUCGCAUCCCCCCGAGCCAACCAACGACCGGCUGCCAGAUCAAGGGCUCCAGUAACAGUGUCCGCCCCUCUCGGCCACGCCUACCCGACACCGAUCCCCG
This is a messenger RNA of Colletotrichum navitas, 736 nucleotides long. RefSeq lists its product as uncharacterized. The transcript is spliced from 2 exons. NCBI's taxonomy places the organism in Eukaryota, Fungi, Ascomycota, Sordariomycetes, Glomerellales, Glomerellaceae. The coding region runs from base 172 to 576 and encodes 134 amino acids. The record is from RefSeq and is a predicted model, not a curated record.